This is a messenger RNA of Stegastes partitus (bicolor damselfish), 957 nucleotides long. RefSeq names its product CD209 antigen-like. NCBI's taxonomy places the organism in Eukaryota, Metazoa, Chordata, Actinopteri, Pomacentridae. The record is from RefSeq and is a predicted model, not a curated record. The coding region runs from base 68 to 787 and encodes 239 amino acids. Gene Ontology annotation, cellular component: plasma membrane. The transcript is spliced from 5 exons.
AGGGAAAGCAGAGCAGCUGAAAGUUCGUCACUGACACUUUGUGGAAACUUUAGUUCUGUCAGGUGAAAUGUCGAACACCGGGAGCUCCGCGGCCGGAGACGGCAUGUACUCCAAGCUGAUAGACGACGAGGCCGCAUACGGAGAGCUGAACAUCAGGCCAGAUGUGGGACACAGUGUUCACCCGGUGUCCUCAGCCAGAGCGAUCCCCCGGCCUAGCGGCCCCGGGCCCUACCGCCUCGCCACCAUCUGUCUGGCUACGCUGUGCGCCGUCCUGCUCAUCUCCAUCAUCGCCGUCACCGCAAACAAUAAGAACAAAACUCAGGACAGCGGUGAAGCGACGUCAGAGGUGCAGAAGCAGACGCAGGACACGAACGUGACGGCUCUGAUGGCCUCCAUCAGAAAACUGCAGCAAGAGAAGAAACAGCUGCAGCAAGAAAAGGACGAGCUGCUGGUCAGACUGGCUGUCAGGAAGACCACCAAAGCUCCAAAUGUGAUCAAACCGACACCACAGGCGACUCAGGCUCCCAUCGUCUGCCCCUUUGACUGGCAUCUCUUCAACAGCAGCUGUUACUUCAUCUCCAGGAACACCAGGGACUGGCCGGAGAGCAAGUCGUUCUGUGAAAGCAAAGGAGCUCAUCUGGCCAUCAUCCACACGGCCGAAGAGCAGACAUUUCUGUGGAACCUUCUUCCCAGAGGACACUGGAACGCCUACUGGUUUGGGAUCACUGACGGACACACGGAGGAUGAGUGGAAAUGGGUCGACGGCACACCGCUGGUCGGAGGGUAGGUUCACUUCUUUUCCACCUUUUUUAUUUUUUGCAGGAGUUCGACACCAGUGAAACGUAAUGCAAUGUAACCCUCUGAACUCCAAGCUGUUUCUGGGCCUUUUUUGCUUCUGGUGCAUUUUUCCUCACUGUGGGCUCAUUUUUCACUGCAGUAUAAAGUCCUACACCUCUA